Messenger RNA from Protobothrops mucrosquamatus (brown spotted pit viper), 720 nucleotides. It is a transcript of the gene SH3GL1, whose product is annotated as SH3 domain containing GRB2 like 1, endophilin A2. The record is from RefSeq and is a predicted model, not a curated record. The coding region runs from base 25 to 720 and encodes 231 amino acids. NCBI's taxonomy places the organism in Eukaryota, Metazoa, Chordata, Lepidosauria, Squamata, Viperidae. Gene Ontology annotation, molecular function: protein binding. Gene Ontology annotation, biological process: synaptic vesicle uncoating. Gene Ontology annotation, cellular component: presynapse; cytoplasm; glutamatergic synapse. The transcript is spliced from 5 exons.
GCCCUGCUGGACGCCGGUGAAUCCAUGAAGCGUCUGGCCGAAGUGAAGGAUUCUCUGGACAUCGAGGUCAAGCAGAAUUUCAUCGAUCCCCUUCAGAAUUUGUGCGACAAGGACUUGAAAGAGAUCCAGCACCACCUGAAAAAGUUAGAAGGGCGACGGUUGGAUUUCGACUACAAAAAGAAGCGCCAAGGGAAAAUUCCGGACGAGGAGUUGCGACAAGCGUUGGAAAAGUUUGAGGAGUCCAAGGAAGUGGCGGAGACGAGUAUGCACAAUCUUCUCGAGACGGACAUCGAGCAAGUCAGCCAGCUUUCUGCUCUGGUGGAUGCGCAACUCGAUUACCACCGGCAAGCCGUGCAGAUUCUGGACGAGUUGGCGGAGAAGCUGAAACGCAGAGUGCGAGACACCUCUUCGCGCCCCAAGCGGGAAUAUAAACCGAAGCCCAGAGAGCCCUACGAAUUCGGAGAGAGCGGAGACCAGUCGAACGGUGGAUUUUCCUGCAACCCAGCUCCCAAAGUCUCCGCCCCCCACAUGGACCAGCCCUGCUGCAAGGCGCUGUACGACUUUGAGCCGGAGAACGACGGCGAGUUAGGCUUCAGAGAAGGCGACAUCAUCACGCUGACCAACCAAAUCGACGAGAACUGGUACGAGGGCAUGAUCAACGGCCUGUCGGGCUUCUUCCCGCUCAACUACGUGGAGGUCCUCGUCCCGCUACCUCAGUGA